Messenger RNA from Rhopalosiphum maidis (corn leaf aphid), 933 nucleotides. RefSeq names its product protein ALP1-like. The record is from RefSeq and is a predicted model, not a curated record. Lineage: Eukaryota; Metazoa; Arthropoda; Insecta; Hemiptera; Aphididae. The coding region runs from base 1 to 933 and encodes 310 amino acids. The transcript is spliced from 4 exons.
AUGUCCGUCUGGCUAUCUAACGUCCAGCAAGCCGCCCGCCGUGCUUUGGUGUGGUCACCAGUUGUUGCUCCGCCGUACGUCCGGCAUUCUGCGGCCUUUGUUUUUUUUUGCUCUGUGAGCGACCGUGUCGGUUUGCGUGCGCCGCAUUUUACGGAUCCUGAGUCUCGUGGUACUCAGACUGAAGAGCCUCCUUUCGAAUUGCGAACUGUGUUCGUUGUGCCACCUGCUUUCGGUCAGUUUUUGGCAACGGGAGAUUCGUACCAGACGAUAGCCUUUAGUUUUAUAUUAAGUCAUUCAACUGUGCAAGGAACUAGUCCCCAAAAAGAAGAUUGGGAGCGAAUGGCAAAUGAAUUCUGGGAAAUUUGGAAUUUUCCCAAUUGUAUUGGGGUUUUGGACGGAAAACACGUGAUUGAAGCCCCAGCAAACACUGGCUCAUUAUACUUCAAUUAUAAAAAAACUUUUUCAAUUGUUCUUUUAGCAUUAGUUGACGCUCAAUAUAAAUUUACCGUUGUGGAUAUUGGUGUGUUUGGAAAGAAUAGUGAUGGAGGUAUUUUAUCACAUUCAAAUUUUGGAAAAGCACUUGAAAAAAAUAAACUUAACAUUCCAAAUGAUAGAGCAUUACCGAAUACGAAUAUUAAAUUACCAUACGUAAUUAUAGGUGACGAAGCUUUUCUAUUAAAGACUUAUUUACUGAGACCAUAUUUAGGACGUCAAAAGUACAACGAUUUAGAAAAAAAAAUAUUUAAUGAACGACUAUCAAGAGCCAGAAAAGUAGUUGAAGACGCCGUUAGUGAAGUAGCUGAUACAACAUCGUUAAGUAAUUUUUCGUCGUUUCCAAGACAAGGAAGUAGUGCACAAAUGCAAGCGUUUCAAAAUCGAGAUCAGUUUAAGGACUUUUUUAACUCGCCGGCAGGCAAAUUACCGUGGGAGUAA